UUGCCAACUUGGAUAAGAUUGUAAAGAGCUCUGCUAUUUUGGCUUCUAAUACAAGCUCUAUAUCCAUUACUCGUCUAGCAUCUUCAACGAGCCGACCCUGCCAGGUGAUCGGCAUGCACUUUAUGAACCCUCCACCUAUUAUGAAGCUGGUUGAGAUUAUUCGGGGUGCAGAUACAUCAGAAGACACGUAUUGUGCCACUAAAUGCCUGGCAGAGAGGUUUGGUAAGACAGUUAUCUGUUCUCAGGAUUAUUCUGGCUUCAUUGUAAACCGAAUUUUGAUGCCUAUGAUUAAUGAAGCCUUUCAUACACUUUAUACCGGAGUUGCAACAAAAGAAGACAUCGAUACAGGAAUGAAGCUGGGAACCAACCAUCCUAUGGGUCCUUUGGAACUUGCAGAUUUUAUUGGACUGGAUGUUUGUUUGUCGAUCAUGAAAGUUCUUCAUGUCGGUCUAGGGGACGAUAAGUAUGCGCCGUGCCCUCUCCUUGUGCAGUAUGUUGAUGCUGGUAGACUUGGUAAAAAGCGAGGCAUCGGUGUAUAUGAUUACCGUAGUGCUGCUGCAGACACAGGAAAAUCUCCUCGACUUUGAUAGCCUUUGCACUUGGAGUUUGUGAAACAACUGCGACUUGUUGAAGUAAGAUCCUACGCUGAAAUUAAAAAGGGGCACAAAAAAGGUAAAAUUAAACUUGGUUUCUUCGCGGCAUUCCCCUCAAUGAAGGCUUAUGGAACAAUGAUAAUCACUUCAAUUUGUGGUCAUCUUUGAAAUGAUUAUGGUUUGAUAAUAGUGAAUGAUGAUAUCCAUCCAUAUUUCAUCCGUUUAUUAGGUUACUGAUUCUCUAAGCUCAACGGUUAAAAAUCGUCUUCGAUGUUGUUACACAAAGGAGCUACCAAUUAUUUAAAUCAAUCUGCUGAAUUUUAAUUAUCAACAAAA
Molecule: messenger RNA, 929 nt
Organism: Nicotiana tabacum (common tobacco)
Lineage: Eukaryota; Viridiplantae; Streptophyta; Magnoliopsida; Solanales; Solanaceae
Source: RefSeq, a predicted model, not a curated record